Molecule: messenger RNA, 3306 nt
Organism: Tyto alba (common barn owl)
Lineage: Eukaryota; Metazoa; Chordata; Aves; Strigiformes; Tytonidae
Gene: TBX22
Product: T-box transcription factor 22
Exons: 8
Coding region: 212-1681 (489 amino acids)
Biological process (GO): cell fate specification; regulation of transcription by RNA polymerase II; positive regulation of DNA-templated transcription
Cellular component (GO): nucleus
Molecular function (GO): RNA polymerase II cis-regulatory region sequence-specific DNA binding; DNA-binding transcription factor activity, RNA polymerase II-specific
Source: RefSeq, a predicted model, not a curated record
UCUUAUGCUCCCACCAGUUUCCAAAACAAACAGUGGAGGCUGCAGCCGUCUAUUGACUCAGUUGGAUGCAAGAGGAUCUCGCCGUGGCCGCUGCCCCCCGACGGGAGCCGUGCGGCGGCCGGGCGAGGGUCGCUGGGUACCGGCCGGGAUGGAGCCGCCGCCGCCCGCCUGAGCCCCGCUGCCGCCCGGGGGGACCCCCGGCCCGGGGGGGAUGGCGCUCAGCUCCCGGGCUCACGCCUUCUCGGUGGAAGCCUUGGUGGGACGCUCGACCAAGAGGAAGGUGCCGGAUAGUCGCGAUGAGGAAACCGGGACCGGCUGCAGGCAGAGCCGCAGAGCCCCGGAGCCGGCGAAGCGGCCCAGGGCCGGUGCCGAGAGCCGGGAGGCGGGGGCCGGGGCGCAGGUGGAGCUGCAGGGCUCCGAGCUCUGGAGGAGGUUUCAUGAGAUCGGCACCGAGAUGAUCAUCACCAAGGCCGGCAGGAGGAUGUUCCCGUCGGUCAGGGUGAAGGUGAAGGGGCUGGAGCCGCUGAAGCAAUACUACAUCGCCAUCGACGUCGUCCCGGUGGACUCCAAAAGAUACAGGUACGUCUAUCACAGCUCGCAGUGGAUGGUGGCGGGGAACACGGACCACUCCUGCAUCACCCCGCGGCUCUACAUCCACCCCGACUCCCCCUGCUCGGGGGAGACCUGGAUGAGGCAAAUCAUCAGCUUCGACCGGGUGAAGCUCACCAACAACGAGAUGGACGACAAGGGGCACAUCAUCCUGCAGUCCAUGCACAAGUACAAGCCUCGCGUCCACGUUAUCGCCCAGGACUCCCGCUUCGACCUGGCGCAGAUCCCGUCGCUGCCGGCCGAGGGGGUGCAGACCUUCUCCUUCCAGGAGACCGAGUUCACCACCGUGACUGCCUACCAAAACCAGCAGAUCACGAAGCUGAAAAUCGACAGGAAUCCCUUCGCCAAAGGUUUUCGGGAUCCCGGGAGGAACAGGGGGGUCCUGGACGGGCUCCUGGACACUUACCCGUGGCGGCCCCCCCUCGCCCUGGACUUCAAGGCUUUCGGCGCAGACAGCCAGGGUGGGAGCUCCAGUUCUUCGCCGGUGACCUCCAGCGGUGGGACACCCUCUCCUCUCAACCCCUUGCUCUCUCCAUCGUGCUCACCUCCUACCUUCCACUUGUCAGCGAGCAACAUUGGCGGGUCAUGCCCCGAGACGUACCUACACAACUUCAAUGUGCCCCUCUACUACAAGAUUUGUCCUACAAGCUUCUUAAGACAACAGUCUCUCAUAUUUCCAAGCCAUGAAAAACUAGGAGGCACCAACCCGCAUCUUUUACCCCACUUCAUGGUGGAUAUGCCAAAACUAUCUUCCCUCGGCAUAACCAAUCUGAAAAAUGCUAAAGCUGAAGACUUAAACGGGCAAUGUCUACAAGUACCCAAUUCUGCUAGUCAAAUGCUGUAUGGAUUACAUGCAUCUGGAAACAUUUUCCCAUCAAGUCCCAUUGCUCGGGAAGCACUUAAUUGUUCUUUACAUCCUCCAUAUGGCUUGUAUGGUUAUAACUUCUCUGUGCCAUCUAGACUGAUGAAUGCAGCAAGCCAUUUCAAAGUGAGUGACAGCAUUCCAGCUUCUUUGAGAGAUGGCAGAUGUAAUCACUCUAACUGGCACCCAACAAUUAACCAUUGCCUUUAGUGGAACUAUAUAAUAUAAUAUAAUAUAAUAGCAUUGAUAUGUAAAGUAAACCUUUCCUUCCUUCAUACCCAAGAGUUUACUAGUUAUCGACUAUGAAAUACUGCAUGGUACAGGAGCGGUAUGUCUAGGCAUUUAACUUGUUUUGUGGGCAAACGUGUUGUGAUGUUGGGAGGGUGGAGGGUCUGGGAGCGUGGAGGAUCUGAGAUGAUCCACAGCAAGUUGAUACCUUUUGGUAAUAUUUAUGUCAUGGUUGUAGGUUAAGAGUAAACUGUACAGUCACCUUUUUAAUAUUUGCACUCUGAAGUGGGAACGUAGACAUAUACAUUUCUACAAAAAUGUUUUCCUGAAACUCUCUAUCUAGCUUGCCUUUAGUUAGCUCAAAGCCCUAGUGAGCUUCUGCUCACCCCACUUCAGUUUUUCCUCUAAUUUCAAAGGGACUAUUUGAGACCUUGAGUCAGAAAAGGAGCCGUAUUUGGCCAAGUGCUCGAGCACAGUCUCAGGUUCCUUGGCUUUAGUGGGUCCUAAUUAAUGACAUGGAAUGGAAUAGCCUUGUUCUCCAGGACCCAGCUGACUCGGUUGUCAGAGUGGGGACAUAAAUCCUAGUAUCUGCUGCUGAGGUAAAGAAAGACAGGAUAAAAGAUGGAUGUGUUCCUACUUUGUGAGGAUGAGAAAGUGGAGCCUGACACAAAGGUGACCCAAGAACCCUCCUCUCCAUGCUCCUGAUUCUGGAGAUCUCUGGGAGGUGGUAGAGCAGAGCGGCAGCAGCAUCAACAGUGUGGUGGAAAGGAACAGGGGAUGGGGGGGUCACAAAUCUCCCACACAGAGAGACAGAUCAAUGCUGGGGGACCUGGGGGAUAUGUCGGAGAGCUGUGUGGGAUGAAACAUCUCUGGGAGCCCUGGAGGACACUCCUACCCAGUGCUUUCAGCCCCAGGGGACACUGAAGAUCCACCUGGGAUCCCAUCCUGUGCCCGAGGGAAGGAGCAGACACACUCCAGGAUUGGUCCCAGGGAGAAUGCAGAUCCUUUCUGAAGAGUUACAACUCUAUGGGCCCCAAAAUAUGAGAUUUUCAAUUCCUUCCAAAAGUCCUGUUUGUUUUGUUAUAACCUGUGGAUAUUCUUGUUAUUCCUGUAAAUAACCUCUAGCUCCCAAGGGCACAAUAUAACUCACAAUAAAUUGGGGCACAAGUUUUAUUCUUUAUUUGAUUGAUGCUCAGUCCCUAUCUGAAGCCAAUUUUAUUACUUGAUAUAUGACAGAGAAUGGAAAAUAGUGCUUGACUGGGACUGGCUGCAUUUUGUGAUUAAGAUAAAAGAAUCCUGUAUUUACAGGCAUAACACAGCACUAUAUAGCGAUUAAGCGCAGGUUUAAGAAUCAAAAUUGGUAUCAGAGUUUUGGUUUUAUUUUCAUCUAUAACAGACAACAAAUUAAGAACAGAACAAGCAAUAUGAAAAUCUGUUAAAAUAACAAAAAGUCACACUUUUACUUUCAUGAGACUUUGUUAAAAAUCAGACAACACUGAUUUUCCUAAUUUACCUGCUUUGAGUGUCCACAGAGCCCCCAGCAAUACCAGUAUGAAAUCGUGGGCCGUGCUUGCCUUGCUGAAUGGUCUGUACAACUGUAAAAAUUA